AUGGCUGCAACAGCGCCUGUCACUGAUCGAUCACUCAGCCUUACACAAAUCAAGGCUCAUAUCCCAAUUACCUUGGAUAUGAAUCAGAUGAAUUAUGAUAUAUGGCGUGAGCUCUUUGAAACUCAUUGCCACAGUUUCAACGUGCUUAGUCAUCUCGAUGGCUCCUUAACAUCGACCGGACCCGAAGACACCACAUGGUCUCAGACAGAUGGAACUGUCAAGAUGUGGAUCUACGGAACCAUUUCGGAAUCGCUCCUAAAAUUGGUUCUCAAGACAAAGUGCACAGCAUCGGAGCUCUGGACGACGAUCGAGAACCUGUUCCGCGACAAUAAAGAAGCUCGUGCAAUACAGCUCGAAAAUGAGCUCCGACAGCUGCAGAUCGGAGACCUCUCUGUACAUGAUUACUGUCAGAAGUUGAAAACCCUCUCCGAUCUCCUCGCCAAUGUGAAUUCCCCGAUCUCCGAUAGGGUUUUGGUGAUGCAUUUGCUUAAUGGACUUAGCUCCAAAUUUGAUAACAUUCUCAAUGUUAUUAAGCAUCGUUCUCCGGCGUGCACGUUCAGUGAAGCCCGUUCCAUGCUCAAAGAUGAGGAAGCCCGGUUAAGCACAAAACGCCAGGUCUCCUCCCCAUCUCAUGAUAACGCCUCUUCUCCUCAAAUCCUCAUGGCGUCAUCCGCACCAGCGCCUACGCACACACCGCGACCUAACCACAACUCCGCACCACCAUACCCACCGAAUUACCCAUCGAGCUACGGCAAUCGCAAUGCUCGUGGAAACCGUGGUGGCCGGAAUCAACGCGGUCGUGGCGGCGCUAAUUGGCAAGGAGGGAACUGGAAUAAUGGGCCGUCUCAAAUGAGCUGGAAUAAUGGGCCUUCUCCUCCAUGGGCCUGGUCCAACAAUCCUCCCUGGCCCAUGUCUCCACCUUGGCAGAAUCAGCCUCAGUGGCCCAAUCCGUGGUCCAUGCCUCCAGCUUGGCCUGCCUAUCCACCAGCUCCAGCCACCUCAUCACAACAACCAUCGUUUGGUCUGCUCGGAAACAAUCCGCGAACGGCAUAUCUCUCCACUCACAAUCCCGUCGCCGUUGCGCAAGCACCGCCUCCGGCGCCAAAUUCCGAGCUGAUUCCAACCACGUUGGCUCACGCAUUCAACACCAACACCUUGUCAGAUCCAACGGAUGCCGGCUGGUACAUGGAUACAGGAGCCACAGCGCAUCUCACGGCACAACCGGGUAAAAUCUCGACUAUUACCUCUCCGGCUGACUUACCUUUAAUUACAGUUGGCAAUGGAGCGCUUAUUCCUGCCACUACAAUUGGUCAUGCCUCAAUUUUAUCUCCUUUACGUCCAUUACUUCUUAAGAAUGUUUUAAUUUGUCCAAAGAUUCUCAAAAAUCUGAUUUCAGUUCGUCAAUUUACUUGUGAUAAUCGUUGUUCUGUUGAGUUUGACCCAUUUGGUUUUGUUGUUAAGGAUCUCAUAACACGAACACCCCUCAUCCGUUGCAAUAGCAAUGGCCCUCUCUACGCUGUCUCUCCACCGUCUCCGAUAGCGUAUCCACAGGCGUUCCUCACCUCGACAUCCUCCACCAUCUGGCAUCAAGGACUAGGUCAUCCAGGCGAUAAUGUUUUACGUUUUUUAUCUGCUUCAGGAUAUCCACCUAAUCACCGUGGUUAUAGGUGCCUUGAUCUCACAUCUCGUCAUAUUAUUCUCUCACGUCAUGUUGUUUUCGAUGAGAAGGUGUUUCCCUUUGUAGGUACAACUCAUGCUCCUCAGCCACAUCUCCUCGCAGCACCAUCUACAUAUCCUCCGAUCAUCACCAGCAUUCCGGCAGCCGUACAAACGCCUCCUGCAACACCAAAGGUUGCUCCGAACCCUCAGCCAGAGGUAGAUCCAACCCAUCAGCCAGAGCCGACACCAACACCGGAGCCACCACCACCGGAGCCAACGCCACCACCGGAGCCGACACCACCACCGGAGCCGACACCACCACCGGAGCCUACUCCAAUACCUCCACCACCAGCUCCUUCUGAUGCAGCUCCGGCGGGGCCGCCACCACAACGGAUGCACACUCGUAGCCGUAGCGGGAUUACGAAACCCAAACAGAUCCUCUCCCUCCACACCGAUGUCAUCUCACCACUUCCGACAUCUCAUCUAGUUCCUCGUCAUAUGAUCCCACCGAAUGCUAACAUUGUGAGAUCUAUGUGGUUAUAUACUCACAAGUUUCGUGCAGAUGGUACGUUGGCUCGACACAAAGCUCGCCUCGUUGCAAACGGAAAAUCUCAACAAGUUGGUAUAGAUUGUGAAGAAACAUUCAGACCGGUCAUCAAACCUACCACCAUCCGUACUAUCCUUGACGUGGCGGUAUCUCGAGAUUGGCCGCUUCACCAACUUGACGUUAAGAAUGCGUUUCUCCAUGGAAACUUGGAGGAAACCGUCUAUAUGCAUCAACCGGCGUGUUUUGUAGAUCCCUCCAAACCCGAUCAUGUGUGCCUCUUGAAAAAAUCCAUGUACGGAUUGAAACAAUCACCCAGGGCGAGGUAUCAACGUUUUGCUCAAGUUGCCACAAAGAUGGGGUUUACCAAUAACAAGUGUGACACAUCUUUGUUCAUUCUUCGCCGCGGAUCUGAUAUUGCGUAUCUGCUCUUAUACAUUGAUGAUAUCAUCCUCACUGCUUCCUCCACAACCCUUCUCAGGGACAAGCACGGACUCUUUUUGGAUCAAUGGAACUAUGCCGCAGACAUACUCCAUCGUGCCAACAUGUCUCAUUGCAAACCAUGCAACACUCCCGUGGAUACAUCGGCCAAACUCCACGCUGACGUCGGCCAACCAGUUGCAGAUGCCACUCUGUAUCGGAGCCUAGCUGGAGCCCUUCAGUACCUUACCUUCACCAGACCAGACAUCGCUUAUGUAGUCCAGCAGAUUUGCCUUUACAUGCAUGCACCUCGCGAGCCACACUUCAAUGCGUUAAAACGCAUCCUCCGCUAUAUCAAGGGCACUAUCACUCAGGGAUUACAUAUCACACCGUCAAACACCACAACUUUGACGGCGUACACUGAUGCGGAUUGGGCCGGAUGUCCUAAUACCCGCCGUUCCACGUCUGGUUAUUGCCUAUACCUUGGAGAUAACCUCAUCUCGUGGUCUUCUAAACGACAGCAAACGGUAUCACGUUCAAGUGCCGAAGCAGAAUAUCGCGGUGUUGCCAAUGCUGUCGCUGAAACCGUUUGGGUCCGCAACCUUCUCCUUGAGAUUCAUUGUCCCAUCACAACAGCUACAUUAGUCUACUGCGACAAUGUGAGUGCGGUUUAUCUCUCAACUAAUCCUAUACAACAUCAACGCACCAAACAUGUUGAGAUCGACAUUCAUUUUGUCCGCGAAAAGGUGGCUCUCGGCCAAGUACGAGUGCUCCAUGUUCCGUCAUCACACCAAUAUGCGGAUAUCUUCACCAAAGGCUUGCCCUCCGCUUUGUUUCAAGACUUCAGGUCCAGUCUUCGCGUAAGAGAACCUCACGCUUUGACUGAGGGAGGUUUUACGUACGAUCAUAUCAACGGGACGAAGGUCGGUGGUACGAUUUUUGACAUCCGUGGCCAUAGACACUCGGCGGCAGAUCUGUUAGAGUAUGCUAAUCCGGACAAGAUUGUUGUCUACGUGAACGCUACAGUUCAUAAGAUCCUCUUCACCACCGAAGGCUCCUCACUAGACGUAUUAAGGCAGACACACUCCACCAAAUCAAGGGCACACUUUGUCCAAUCCAUGAAACUUCGAUUGAGCGGGAUGUCAAAUAGUGCUUUGAUCCUUCAGAAAAUCGAUGGACCGGUCUCGAGAGGUUUCUUGGAGCUCCAGAACAAAAAUCCAGAUGAUAACCCUUCCGUGACAUUCAACUACUAUCAAGAGCCUGAGGAUCUUGAGAAAUGUGUUAAAGGACUUGAAACUAUUAUUAAAGUGCUAAACUCCAAGGCUUACUCAAAAUAUAAGUAUCCCAAUUCUACCCCACUUGAACUUCUCAGUCUCAUGCAGAGCCUUCCCAUCAAUCUAAGGUCAAGGCACGAGACCGCAGUGUCCAACAUGACGCAGUUUUGCAUAGACACCGUGACGACUAUUUAUCAUUACCAUGGAGGUUGCCAAGUUGGAAGAGUUGUCGACAAGAAUUACAAAGUCUUUGGCAUUGAUUCCUUAAGGGUCAUCGAUGGAUCCACGUUUCUCAAGUCUCCGGGAACUAAUCGGAAGGUAAAAUGA
Messenger RNA from Microthlaspi erraticum, 4224 nucleotides. Lineage: Eukaryota; Viridiplantae; Streptophyta; Magnoliopsida; Brassicales; Brassicaceae. The record is from the annotation of a GenBank genome assembly.